GCGACGGCAAGGGAGGAGGAUGGGGACCUCAACACGGGCUUCGCAGGUGCUACCGUGGAGGCGAGGGCUGCGCAGAGAUUCGGCGUGUGACUAGGAGCGCACCUGGGGUGGAUGGAUGAGAGAAUGGCAAACCCGGUCAGCGGAAGCGCCUGUCGUGGACCCUGAGCAGCGGCAACGCCAAGCUCCUCUCGGGCCAUGAGGAGUGCCCGGGCCGUCCGGCCGAGGAACGCCGUCGAGGCUGGCUGCAUCCUGGCGCUGAGUGGGUGAAGGUGAGAGGGGCGCAGGCGGCCGGGCUGCGCGGGAGAGCAGCGCCAUGGCGAAGGAGGAGUGCAAAGCGCUACUGGACGCGCUUAAUAAGGCGACCGCAUGCUACCACCACCUGGUGCUGACCAUCGGAGGCUCCGCAGACUCGCAGAACCUGCGAGAGGAGCUGCAGAAGACGCGCCAGAAGGCGCAGGAGCUGGCGGUGGCCAUCCGCGUCCGGCUGACGGCCCCGUUGCGCGACCGGAGCCUGGGCGCCGAGGAGCGCGCCGAAUUCGAGCGCCUCUGGGUGGCCUUCUCCGGCUGCCUGGACCUGUUGGAAGCCGACAUGCGGCGUGCACUGGCCCUGAGCACUGAGUUUCCGCUGCAGGCGCCGCGCCGGCCGCUGGUACGCACAGGGGUGGAAGGCGGCGCGACCGGCGUAGCGGCGCGCGCCCUGAGCGCCCGCAGCCUGCGGCACGAGGCGCAUCGCGACUUCGACGUGGAAGACCUGCACCAGCUGGAGCGGGAGAUCCUUCAGGUGGGCGAAAUGAUCCAGGAUAUGGAGAUGAAGGUCAACGUGCCCCGCUGGACGGUGCAGGCCCGGCAGGCGGCAGGUGCCGAGCUCCUGUCCAGCGCCAGUGCCGGCGUCUCCUCGGUGGGCGGCGUGUCGGUAGAACAGCGCACUGGGCCCUGCGACCUGAGCAAGGCCAAGGCCGCCACCAUCUUCAGCGCAGUGCUGCUGGCGGCUGUGGCCUUGGCUGUGUGCGUGGCAAAGCUGAGCUGACCCGUACCCGACGGGCCCCCGCCUCCACCAACCCCUCUCCGGAGACACCCCUGGAGAACGUCUGCAACCCCCUGGACUAGGGAUGGGAAUGGGGUCUGGCAUGUUUAAGGGGAGCGGUUCUAAAGCACAGUGUGUGUAACGUGUGUGUUUCUACGCGUGUUUCAAGCACACAUCUGCCUGGGCAGAAUGUGGCUUACCUCUUGCUGGCCCGGGAGGAGUUAAUUUUGCGCGGGCCACCAGGGCAUUAUCGCUAAUGUAUGCAAGAGCUUUAUCCCCUAUUAAUAGAAAACCGUUCUCAGUGACCUGAGAUUCUUCCCAGUUAAUACGUUACCGCCUGUGCUGCUGGGGCGUGUUUACGCUGAGGCUGAGCUUGGUGCCCCCACCCCUGCGGGUGAUUCCCAUUCUCGGAGAGAGACAGUUUGGAAAGAGGAUGGGGUGAAAUGAAGUGUGAGGUGAGGGCGCUGUUUUGUGUUUGUGUGUGUUGCUUUUGUUUCCUGGAACAAGAAAGCAAAUGGUAAUAAGAUGUGAGCAGUUUUUAUUACCUUCAUCCUUUGGGGCCUAAGCUUAGGAGAAUGUGUGUUCUUAUAGGGCAGGAUUACACACUUCUGCACCUACUUGCCUACUGAAAAUGACUCCCUGGGUGGGACACAAGCUUUGGGAAGGGACGCAGUCUAUCCAUACAAGCACUUUCUCCUUGACUGGAGCUUAUUUUUGUUCCAGAACUAGACCAGAGUUUUUGAUCCUCCUUUGGGGGAGGGCUGGGGAAUCCUCUUUGGAGCCCUUAAUCCUAACUAUCCCUUGGAAUUUGCUUGCUAGCCAGUAGGAGAGCUGGCUUUGGGGGGAGCUGCACAACUCCCUGACCUGGACACCCCCUGAGAGGGUCAAGUGACAUCACUGGGCUCAGAGGUUUUGAGCCAAUCAGCCCUGAGACUAGGUUAGAACGUAACAGCUUUAACUUCAAAAUUUAGGAGCUUUUUUUAAAAAAAAUCUUCUGUUUAAAAAAAUCAUAUGACCACAUUGUGUACUAUCAAAGCUAAUUUUUUGUAAAAGACAUUUGGCCACGAGUUCAUACAGUUGCCAAUGAAUCAUUACAUGAUGUCUUUACUUAAAUACUUAGAUUGCUAAACAAACAUCUCAUUUAUUUUGAAAAUCUGUCUUAAGGCAGGAGAUCAUAGCAUAAACUAUUGGAACCACAGGUGUAGAUGACAGAAGUUAAGUGGCCCUAGCUUCUUUGUGGCAAUAAAUAAGAAAAUGUGGAAAACACCCUAGGUCCCAGGCUAGAAUUUGCCUGAGCGGUACCACCAACUCCCCACCUGUGGUUCAGAGAGAGCGUUGCUGGGGAAGAAAGGCUGAGAAAACAGAUGCAUUUAACUCUAUAGAUAAUUUGGAAUAAAACCCAGAGACUGAUUUGGCUGAAAAGUGAAAAGAAUUUUUUUCUCUCUCUCUUUUUUACCCCAGAAGGGAGAAAGGGGACCAGGAGGAGGGAAUGGGUAGUGUUUCACAGGGCAGUUUGAAGGGCCAAGGGUCAAAAGUAAAUAUCAGUCCCAAGAGCUCAGUCCUACAGACCACCCUCCCAGCCUCACUCACCCAGGCCCACUCCUCAACACAGAUAGUUAAAUCACAGGACCUGUUUGUGUGUUUCUGUGAAAAUGGUUUUAAAAGAUCCACAACAUCUUAAGCUGAUUAAGAGUUCUGCAACAAUAACUAAUAAAAGGAACUCCUCCUGCUUCAUCCAGUCUGGAUGAAUCUGAAUUGGGCCAUGUCAAUUUCUUUUUACACCUGCCUUCCCAGGAUACCUUCAGAAAUGACAUAGGAAGUUUUCUAACUCCCCUCUUUCUCAUCCACCUGGGAUAUAGCAUGGACUCUGUCACCUCACGUCUCUCAGGCUGGAGCAUAUUGUGACCCGCUGUUGGAAAAUAUCCCUAAAAACCAAGCCCUAAAUAUAUUCUUUGACCUAUAUUGACCUAUAAAAUUGUGACUCUUUGUUCUUAUGAAGGUGUUUUGGUUCAUGAUUCAUCAGAAUCUUAUAGAAACAACCCGUUAGAAGCUGUGUAGUUAUCACUUCUCAGCCUUUUGGCUAAGAUCAAGUGUAGAAGUUGUGUAGUCCAUAGAGGGCAAUUGGAACAAGCGAAUGUCUUUAUUUUCACUCUUUCCAUCCACUUGACAGAUCCUUGAGUAUUUACUUACACGGGCAAUCUGAUGUGUACCUGGUUCUGAGAAUCCACUGCUCACUGAAAUCAGUGAUAAAGUACUGUACACACACCAAAAAAGCUGAAUUAGAAUGAAGGUAUUUAUCCCGUGGCUCUGUUAACCUAAACACCUCUUUGUUAAAUAUUCAUAAUAUUUGCCAUUAUUUGGGGUUAUAACAUUGCCUAAUAGAACUUUUUGCUCUGUGAUGCAAGCAAAAUCACCUGCUUGAGCAAUAGGCUGCCCUAUAACAAUAUCUUCC
Messenger RNA from Budorcas taxicolor (takin), 3476 nucleotides. RefSeq names its product regulator of G protein signaling 9 binding protein (gene RGS9BP). Lineage: Eukaryota; Metazoa; Chordata; Mammalia; Artiodactyla; Bovidae. Gene Ontology annotation, biological process: detection of light stimulus involved in visual perception; G protein-coupled receptor signaling pathway. Bases 314 to 1027 code for a protein of 237 amino acids. The transcript has a single exon. Gene Ontology annotation, cellular component: neuron projection; photoreceptor outer segment. The record is from RefSeq and is a predicted model, not a curated record.